CGCUUGAUAUCUCGUCUGUCCACGUGUUCUCGGGUACAAUUGAGAUGCCCCUUCAGCGAUCAGUAGCCGAUCUUCCAUUGGUAGGAAGCCAUCAGGAGCUGACGUGCCUUUGUUCGUGUCUAUGUGGCCGGCACAACACAGGCGCACACAGAUAGACGUACAACACACACACACAUACACAGGCGCACAAACACACAGACGCAGAGAAAGAGAGAGAGGGAGCUGACGUGCCGUUGUUCGUGUCUAUGCGACCGGCAUAACACACACACCUACACACACACACACACAAACACACACACACACAGAGAGAGAGAGAGAGAGAGAGAGAGAGAGAGAGAGAGAGAGAGAGAGAGAGAGAGAGAGAGANAGAGAGAGAGAGAGAGAGAGAGAGAGAGAGAGAGAGAGAGAGAGAGAGAGAGAGAGAGAGAGAGAGAGAGAGGAUUUGGUUCAUCUUCGCAAUUGAAGGUCCUGACGUAUUGUGAGAUUCGAGGAUUUCAUAUCUCAAUGGAAGGUACUGGCCUGGCCUGUUCUUCCAGAGCAGUACUGACGCAAUUAGGCAAGCGUCGAGUGGGUGGAGGUGCCAGACUGGAUUCCGAAGAACCGUCCUCUGCGGAUGACGGCCUUGGCUUGCAUGUUUCCGCCGUCGGCGAAUCUCGUCCGUGGAAGGUUCGCCGCGCUGUGACACGGAGCUUAGGCUUCCCCUCUCCCCGUGCUACUCUCCCAACUGUCAGUCAUGCUGCCGAAGUUCUCGGCGAUUUCCAUGAGCUCUCUGGCGAGCCUGUUGAGCAAUCUGGACCCGAUGACAAUCCCCCACUAUCAGACGUCAUUGCGGGUAGCGGUUUCGUCUCGGGUCAAACACACCCACGCGUGCAAUCACAGACACAAGCACAGUCUGAGGCUACUGAGGAACGAAUCGCCAUUGGGCGGCAGGAGGCCACUGUUGCCGCUGGCGUCUGGUCUCUGGAGGGCGCGGUAGGCGUUCUCGAGGAGGUACGGGUGCUUGAGGGAGUGGUGUCCCCAGCCGUUACGGCGGUGGGGAAAUCAGACGUGGCGGGGCCUGUGCGAACUAAAGAUCAGCAACUGAUCUGCUUCUUUAUAUGCACUUGUCAGGAUGAGAGGACGCUUGUGGUCCGAGCUUCACGUGGGCAGACCGUUGAGGAGUUAUACGAGCACAUCAGGUCCCGGACUGGGAUUCCAAUUGCAGAGCAGAGGUUGCUGUAUCGUGGGCGCCAGCUGAAUGGGUGUUCAACACUGGAGGAGUGUGGAGUGGAUAAUGAUGCAACACUAUACUUGGUCUUGCGAUUGAGGAGCACAACAUGCCCUGAUGUGUGGAGGAUGGUGCAGGACAUCAAUGAUACUGUGUGCUGCCUCAGGGCUCUGGACCACCAACAACUGGAUACUGAUACUCCCCCGAACAUUCGACUGCCGUCGUCACAGGAAAUAUCAUCACUCUUCCAGUUUGAUGGCGGUAGCAAUGAUGAUUGCGACUCGUUGAUCAGCGAAGCGAAAGUGAAGUGGCUUCAUGAGAGGGUAACAAAGCUAUUCCGGAGGUUCCUGGCAAAUGCCAUGACACAUGGCAACUCUACCACCACUCUUGGAGGAUACAUCGAGGCUUUCAGGGUUGCUGGAGGUGCAACAGCUCUUGUUAAUUUGUUGGCAAGCUCAUCAUCGCUCUUUCAGCAAGAGGCUGCUUGCAUGAUCCAUUGCUUCACGGAUGAGAACUGUCUGGUAUUUUACUAUCCAGAAUGCAAUAAUCAGAUUGUGGUGCGGAGGUUUUUGGAUUGCAGUGGACCGCUACUGAUAGAUAUCUGCAAUAUACUGGAGGCAAAACUUCCGGAGCAUCCCCUCAAUCAGGAGUGUUGCAGUGCUCUCGUGCACUGGCUUGAAACUAGUACAAACUACUACCAUGAUUUCUAUGUUGACGUCUCGGCAGAAUGGCUGGCAGAUCACCUGUCUCCUCUUUUUCAAAAGGUCUCAAGAAGUUUGAUGAGGAGCAUUCGUGAGAUAACGGCUUUGAUGUCGGGUGCAUCACAAGACAUGGAGCACCCACUUCAGAAGACUGAUGCGGAAUGCUUUUCCACCUUGGCCGUGACAAUUUUCAAGCUGAGUUUUGAUUGCACCGAUGGACGUGGAGCCUGGCUCAGCAAGCUUGAGCUAUGUGAUCUUUUCCAGGGCAAGGUUGAGACCGGGCAUGGAAGAAGCAAAGAGUCUGGCACGUGUGGCUAUGAAUGCAAUACGUCUGUAAUGGUUCAAGAAGCUAGCAGGCUGUCUUCACAGACCAUACAUCCAGGUGGUGCAGGUGUAUCUCGUUCGAUUGCAGGACCUGUCGACGAGAAUGUUGAUGAUGAGCGUGUCCUUGGCUAUCGUCCAUCGCUGAAUAGCACAGAGGAAAUGAAAUCAACGCUGUCUGCGAAACAACAGGCGGAGAAACAGGUUCUUGGCAUUUGUGAUAAGGUGUGCAGCUGUGCAGAUGCAUCAGGAAAAAGUGGAACAAAAGAGAUUGGGCAUCCAGAUCAGAGCCCCUGUGCACAGUCUUGUUCGUCAAUGUCUCAUCGCCCUUGGAGAGCUAAUUCAGAGCAAUUGAAGGUCUUUCAGGAAGAUGACGCUCAUGGGAGGGGGCAUGAUAAUGGAUGGUUGCAAGAAAGGGAGGCAGCAUGGUUGAAGAACUUGCUGCGGUCAGUGGGUGAACCAGGUGGUGGACUUGGAUCAGAGACGGGGGAACAAAAAAUCCAUGGUCCACCUUUGCCCUCAACUCACGGUGAGGGAAGAGGAGCUGAUCGAACGGUGUGCAAGAUGACUAAGACGAUUCCUGAAGUCGUUAUGGGGACGUCCAGUGGCUCUGCGGGCAGAAUACGACGGGACUAUGCUGCAAGCAGCACUGGUCGCUCUGAGAGACGGACUGCAACAGGAACUGGAACAGAGUCGAAGUGGGUACCUUGCUUGUUCAUCCAGAUGUUGGCUGAUCUCGAUCUAUGUCUGGAUGAGGCUGAGAAAUUCGCACAUCGUCUUGAAGUGCUGCAGAGUGUCUUGGUUGAUCACGGUCUCCGGGGGGAUGCUCACGGGGUUCGAUCGGCAGCUGGAGAGAUGUCGACAGGGAUUGGGAGUGGAACGAGUCCUCAACAGCAUGCUAGUGGAGAGUCGGGGAGUAGCAUUGGGAUAAGCAGUGGAGCACAAGCAGCUGUAGCAGGAAUAGCACGGAGGCAAACGACUUCAGCCGCUGUUGGUCCCAGUGCCUCCCAGCAGUCGAGAAUAGCUCAUUUACCAGCAGCUAUCAAGUCAACAAUGCCAACUAUUCUGAAGGGUAUUCAUGCGAUUGGCUCGCGCUCUCCACUACUAACGAAGUUUCUGCUGAUUGUAUUGAAGCGCAACAAGCGAGUACUGAAUUCGUUUAUGAAGACUUCCCACCUUUGUCCAGGAGGUGACCUUUGGUGGCUUCUGGAGCACAGGCAUUUGCUGGAUUUUGCAAUGAAGAAAGAGCAUGCCUUCUCAUUGCUUCCAUGCCCAACAGAGAACCAAAGCGAACGGCAUUUAGUCCAGGUGAGCAGAGGACCUCAGUUGUUGGAGGAGGCUUUUAAUCAAAUUAUGUACACGGAUGCCGAGAGUUUGAAAGAAGGGUUGGUGGUGCAAUUUGCGAUGGAAGAAGGUGCUGGCAUCGGGGUUCUUCGAGAGUGGUUUAUGCUCAUGAGCCGUGAGAUCUUCAAUCAAGAGAAUGCACUCUUCCUGGCGUGCACUCGUGACCGCAAACGGUUCUUUCCCAACUCUCUCUCGAGAAUUAAUCCUGGGCAUCUGGCAUACUUCCGCUUCUGUGGCAGAGAUGCCUGUUCGGACCAGUGGAUUUCAGUUUCGUCCAUUGUAGGCCAGGUCGACAGCUCAAAUCGGCAGCAAUUUGUUGAUUUGCUGGUUAAUAAGAGGCUGGUGGCCCCAAUGCUGCCACAGGCCCAAGCUUUUGCGAAGGGCUUCUCUGAUCUCAUGGACAAUGGGAUGCAGCUCUCCCAUUUUCUUCAGCCUCUGGAGCUUGAGGACCUUGAUCUUGUUAUCUAUGGCGAGGAAAAGGAUAUUGACAUCGAUGAUUGGAAAGCGCAUACGACUUAUCAUGGGCACCUGUCAUCUAGUCAUGUGAUCUCACUCUUCUGGCAGGUAGUGACUGCAAUGACCCCGGAGGAGAGACGGCGGCUGUUGUACUUUGUGACUGCCAUAGCCAGACUUCCCAGCGAGGGAUUUGCGGGUCUCUCUUCGAGGUUUCACAUCCACCGGGCAUACACGGACGGGAAUCAUCUUCCGACAGCUCACACAUGUUUUCAGCAGCUACUGCUCCCUAUGUAUCAGUCGUUCCGGGUAAUGCAUGAUCGACUGCAUGCAGUCAUCGCGGACCAUGCUGUGCAAGGCUUCGGCUUCAUUUGACACGAUAAAAGCCCAUCGUUACCUGACAACCGACAAGAAGAUCAUUGCACUUUCUUUUUCAGAAGUCCUGUCUGUUUGUGCAGUGGGCUUGCUCUUGGCACCAGACAUCGUUACCUGAUGAUGGACGGAAAAGAAAGCCAUAGCGUUUUCCUGUGGUGAACAGUUGGCGUGCUAUUCACAGGAGACACUGCUACUGGCGAUGGGCAUUGCGCUUUCCUUCUGAAAGCCAUGCCUGUGUGAACGGCAGGCUCACUCUUUGCGAUCACCUGGAGGUGUCAUCAGAAUGUCGUAACGAAGUCGGAGAAGCGCAGGGGGAGGUUUCUGCAGAGAUGGGUCGUAGCGCUGCUGCUGUCAAUCUGGCAAUGGUUGCUGCAGCUGUCAUUGAUUUGGUGAGGGUCUCACAGCUCCGACCAUCUCGAUACUUUUCAUUAGCACAUAGAUGACAUGAGAUGUCUCAUGUUGUUUCAUGAUGGCUGCCUGCUGUAAUAAGCUAAGAACAUAGCAAUCGCACUGCAGGUGUUUCUGUCCAUCUGUGCUUUUGUAUCACUUCCUUCAGUGAAGUACUGCUAGGACUUUAGUUCUGUCCGCUUUGGGUGUGGACAUCGCAACUUCUUUCUGAGAAAGGCAACGCCGCAGUGCUGGCAUAAGGGAGAGGCGAGUGAAAAGCCGGGUCCUCUGCGUCUGGAAUGCAAGAGCGAUCACUUCUAGGUUUGAGAGAACGCUUCGAUCGUGCUUUGGAGAGGACUUGCCUCCGAUAACCUCUACUCGCUGCGCAGGCGCCACAGGGUCAAAGUGAAACAAACUGUGAGCACUCGAUUGCCCAGCGGCUGAGCAAAGAGAUUCAAAAAUGGCCCUGUGCACUGAUAGGGCUACCAUCUUCGCCUGGAUAGAACGCGGUGCCCCGUCAUUAGAGACGUAUUUGGGGUAACUUUCAGUCAGAUGCAGCGAUAAUGACCAGACGUUAUAACCUGGUGAAGGUGGUAGUCACCGUUGUACAACCCCUAGGAGUCCACAAACCAGUGUACAUUUAUGGACUGGUUAUGUGCUUAUAAUCUGCAAAAGAGCACGCAAAGUGCCUGUCGUCCUCUUUACAGUAUAUACAUGUAUUUGUGUUAAACACUCGAGGUUCAUCUGCUGCUUGGCGACUCGACCGCGACAGAUGCUCUCUGUUCGGGCAUUCUCGAAGGGAUACCAUGACCACAGGAGCUGUAGGAUGAUUGGAAUCUCGAGAGGGCCGAAUGCUGCCGCUGAAAAGCGGAGCCUGCUCUGCAUGCUGGUGGAGCCGGGAGGCUGUUGGUAGUACCGACUUCCAAGAGCACACGGUGACAAAGUCUGGGACCAGGGCCACAUGGGCAUGGCAGCCACCUCCCAUCCCAGCAGAUCCAUGGAGAUUGCAACCAGGGAGGCAGAGCCCAUGAAGAUUUGGACUCUGGACACUGAGGCUGUCAAGAUUGGGACUCAGAACUCAACUCUACACAGCCCCAGCCUUGCUGUCUGAAACUUGUCGCCACAAGAAAACGAGGCGGAAACGCCAAACGCUGCGCCCGCCAUUGAUAAAUUGGAUCAGUGGUCGCGUUUUCGUUUCGUGCUUCCAGAAUUAUAGGUGUCAGGGCCGUGGCCCAGGUGCCCAUGUACUGGUGCUUUAAGAUUGGGCCUGGGCACGGGAGCCUGAGCAAGAAAGGUGGGGAUUGCUGGGGAUGCACCCAAGCAAACGAGGCAGGGCCUACAACAAAGGCAGAGAGAUCACUCCUGGUGGCUGUAUUUCUUUGAUGAAGCUUUUGUGGAAUGCCAAAGCCUAUGUUUGUCGGUGAUGGGGUAUGGUGAGGUGGAUGCUGCCAGUGUCAUCCAUCGUCAGGGAGCCAAGUCAGGGCUGCUAACUCACUGUGGAAGCAUGCACUGCUGACGUAAGUGUGAAGUCGCCACGGAAAGGUGACAUCCUACUAGCUGGCCAGCUGGAGAAGGUGGUCAUUCUUGGCUCAAGCGGUCGAGUUCCCAAAGUCGAAUGCCUGUGCAGCAAUAGAAGACCCUCUGGUUGGGACUGGAUCUCCGGAGUUUAAAGCUUGAACCAGAGGGUGAAGAACGAAAACUACGGUCUUCCCCGGAGCAAAAUCCACCCUUGUUAUGGCUGUACAGGACCGGAAAGAUAGCUUGUCUACAUUCAUUAUCAGGGUUCUCCAUGUUCGAGCGAAGACGGUGGUUUUAGGAAAUGACGACACGGAUGCCUGCGUAAAAGGGAAGGAUUGUAUACAGGUGUGUGUGCACAAGGCUGGUGGCCUUUCACAGUCUUCAGCAAGUCAGUCACCUGGACUUGACGCUUAUGAUGGAUUGAAAUCCUGCAAGAGGCACAUGUGAAAAUGCACACACCAGGAAACUCUUCGUUUCCGUGUGUAAGGGAGGCUGCCUAAUUUCUCCCCACUUUGUACUAAGUCAUUUUUUGGGAUGGUUUUGCCACAUGUAUAUAUGCCGCCGCUGAGUCCUAUUCCGUCACACGAACCAGGGAGCGGGGCACAGGUGAGCACGCCCGUAUUGAACUAUUCUGUGCGCGAGGCAGGCACCAUUGGUCUCUCUCGGGAUGCUGAAUGCUCACUCAGAUGUUGGUCAUCCAUUAGUGAGUUUUGUUUGUGCGACAGCCAUCAUCUCAGCACAUAACCCCUGCACUGCCUGUUUCACCUAUAAGCAAUGGAGGUGGUCACACAGCAGUGGGAGGGGUGGCAUCUUGCCAUGUAAGGGUAGAGAACGUAUUUGUAGCAUCAUGGUUCAGUGGUGAGGCUGACGUUUUGUCGAGACCACAGCCAUCUGCGGCGCAUGUUUGUUGAAACAUUGUCUGCGGCGCAUGUUUGUUGAAACAUUGUCACACAGCGGUGGGAGGGGUGGCAUCUUGCCAUGCAAGAGUAGAGAAUGUACUUGUAGCAUCAUGGUUCAGCGACGUGGCUGACUUUGUCGAGACCACAGCCAUCUGCGGUGCAUGUUUGUUGAAAUAUUUUCAACAUAGCCCUCCAGCAAACUUCCUCUGUUUGUUUGUUUAUUUGUUUGGAAUAUUCAGCAGUGCUCACUUCCUGGGGAAACCAGAAACAGGCUGCUGCAUCUGUGCUGCAGCCAUAUGGCAUGUUGUUUUGAAAAAUGCGUGCCACCUUUCGUUGUCUAUGGAUCCGCAUUGGUCAGGAAGAAAUGAAGCAUGCCACAUGCA
Chara braunii is the source of this 7588-nucleotide messenger RNA. The record is from the annotation of a GenBank genome assembly. Lineage: Eukaryota; Viridiplantae; Streptophyta; Charophyceae; Charales; Characeae.